GGUUUACGCGCUUAGAACGUGAAGAAUAUCGUAUUUAAGAGAGCGCACCGGUUCAUCUUAGGUAUUAACCUGCAUUGAGUCAAAGUACAAAAGGAAGGAGGUUACAUUGUCGUUUCCAAAGAGAAGUUGAGUUUGUGAAUUUUUGGAUCAUGAGUGGAGGUAGGUAUCCGUUUUAUGCUAUCAGGAAGGGGAAGGAUCCUGGUUUAUACAGGAACUGGAAUGACUGCAAAGAUAAGGUGCUUGGCGUGAGUAAUAGCGAGUACAAGGGAUUCAAGGAUGAGCAGAAAGCCGUUGAAUGGCUGAAGAGAGGCGGAGUCCAUGUAGCUGGAGGAAGGAACAACGAUGGCGAAAGAACGUUAUUGCUGCCGAUGGGUGGUCUCCGCAUCACCACUGAAGGCGGCAGGCUUCUUAGUCGACAAGAAGAGGGUUCUAGCAGCACUGGUAGGUUCAUCCAUGUAGAAGCAACAUCUGGUGGGAGCGGUGAAGGAAUGAAAGAAGAUGUAGUGGAAAAGGCAGAAGGGUCGGUGUUCGUGGAGGACAUGGAGGGGCUGCUCCUAAGGGUAUGCUUGUUUUUAUGUAUCGGUCCUCCCAAGUUCUACCGCCGUGAGUGCAUCAUGGACAAUGGUGAAAGUGCUGUGGGGUUUGUUGUUGUUCUUCCCCACACUAGGUUUGGGAUCAAGGUUGCCGCGGAGGGUUCGGUUUCCACGGACGAGAGGAAAGCUAGGCAGGAUGCGUCGUCGAAGAUGCUAGGAGAGAUAGUCCUAGCAACAAAAUUGAAGAUAGUUGAUUUCAAUCACCAACGUGUUCAGGCUCUAGAGGGUGAGGUUGCUGACUUGAAGCAACAUGUUGAAAGCUUGCAUCAAUGGCUAGGGUUGAAGUGAUACUUCUGGAUGUAUUUAGUGUUCAUGUAGUUAUGCUGUGGUUCCAUGAAUUGGUCAAUGCGUAGAAUUCAUGAUGAAUUAUGAGUUGUUCAAAGCUGCAGUGCUUUCAUUUGGUGGGUGCUAUGAAUUAUUCAUUUAGAUAGAAGUAACAGUUUCAUGUUGUGCGCAUUAUUGGUGCAUGGAGUUCCUAGAACAUAACUAUGGAAGGAUGGGGACUUUUUCUGGUUUACUGGGUCAUUCAUAUCCAGGGUAUGAAUUGUUGCAUGUUGUGUUAGUCCCCCUUUUUUUUUAAUUAUAUUAAUAUUAUGUAAUGUGCAAGGUUGGGAAUAGGCCUUGCUUUUGGAA
This is a messenger RNA of Arachis ipaensis, 1226 nucleotides long. RefSeq lists its product as uncharacterized. The record is from RefSeq and is a predicted model, not a curated record. Lineage: Eukaryota; Viridiplantae; Streptophyta; Magnoliopsida; Fabales; Fabaceae.